AUGACUCAACGUUUAGUCAACGACCACCGGCUUGUUGUUGGCAAAGAGAACGUUCUGGAGUUAUUGAAUAUCCUUCAUCCAGCGGAGGGUAAGUUAAGAACAAGGCGUAGGCUAAAAUGGAGGCGAUACAUAACCAAGGGGCCCAAUCAUUUGUGGCACAUAGAUGGCUAUGAUAAAUUGAAGCCGUUUGGUUUUUGUAUCCACGGAGCCAUCCAUGGAUUUAGUUGGUGAUUUUUAUGGCUUGACGUUGGAUACACCAACAAUGAUCCUACCGUUAUUUCUCGGUACUUUGUUGACUGUGUCCGGCAACUUGGAGGAACUGCAAAGGUUAGAAGAGCUGAUUGUGGAACUGAGAAUGGAUAUGUUGCAGCGGUGCAAAGGCGAGAUGGCGAAGAUGAUUGAGCGGGGGAUGACAGUUCCAUCUGUUAAAAAUGAGAUUUUUAACCAUCGAAUCGAGGCCUAGUGGAGUAUACUGGGAAAAGACUGUACCAGAUGGUGGAAGACAUGAGGAGCUGCUGUCUUUAUCAUGACAAUGACUGUACUGAAGAGUGUCUGAAGUUUUGUUUCAAGCUUAGAUUGCGAGUUGAACUUCAUCGGGAAACAGGACUGUGGAAUCUCCAUCGAAUUCGACCUUUAACAAACUUAAAACCCCCAUCUGGGAGGCCUCAUGUACCAUUCUUUUUCCCGGAAGUGUCCGGUAUAAGGAACUAUACGGUGGACGUCGACUUGGACGAAUUGUAUCUUGCAGAGGAGAGAUGCUGCUAUCGACCUCCGCAAAGUGGUUGC
Messenger RNA from Pocillopora meandrina, 786 nucleotides. The record is from the annotation of a GenBank genome assembly. NCBI's taxonomy places the organism in Eukaryota, Metazoa, Cnidaria, Anthozoa, Scleractinia, Pocilloporidae.